Molecule: messenger RNA, 2184 nt
Organism: Eufriesea mexicana
Lineage: Eukaryota; Metazoa; Arthropoda; Insecta; Hymenoptera; Apidae
Product: mucin-3A
Exons: 7
Coding region: 1-2184 (727 amino acids)
Molecular function (GO): serine-type endopeptidase inhibitor activity
Source: RefSeq, a predicted model, not a curated record
AUGGGCGCGCGGAUAUCCUGGCUGAUCCUGCUGCAGCUGUUGUCCGUGCUUGUCCACGGCUACGACAACGUGGGAUUCGACGGCUGGUAUCAACCGGUUCCGCAUCGGCCGGUCGACAUCAUCACGGACGUUAUUAACGACCUAGGCGUGCGGAUUCUGCAGCAGUACACGGCCCACGGGAACGUGGCAUUCUCGCCGACGGGGGUUGGCUUCGUCCUGGCCGCACUCUACGAGGGCUCGGCUGGCAGAGGGAGACAGCAGAUCGCUGAUGCUCUUGGUCUGCCGCGAGAUCGAGACAUCACCAGGAUCGGUUUUCGCGAUAUCCAUCGCAGAUUGAGGACGUAUCUGAACGCGGACGGGUUCCUCGGCGGCCUCACGCUCAAUCACGAGAACACCAAGCUCAGGCCAGAGUACGAGGACAUCCUGAGGUUCUACGGCUUCGACCUGUCCAUCCCCGAGGAGGACACGAACGAAACCACGUCGGUGCCCGAGACCACGACUAGCGGGGUGACUGAACAGCCGACGACGGAAGUCACGACGUCAGUUCCCGAUGAGACCACCGUGCAAACUGCUACCAUGCCUACUACCACCGCGCAAAUUCCUACCACGCAGACUGUUACCACGCAAAGCGAACAGAGUACCGAAAGAACGAGCGAGAUACCUAUGUCGACUACACCCUCGGUAGAGCUACUCGGAAUGACUUUGAGCACGAUAGACGAGCAAGAUAGAUUGACAGAAACUACUCCUGCCGGCGCAGUUUCAAUGGGCGGUACCAAAGCUGCUGCUACUACCUUGCCUAGUUCAAUUACAACUUCAUCUACCCAGACGAUCGCGUCUACUACACCCACGAGUCCUACUACUACGCCUACGGUCUCCACGACAACCUCGACAGAGGGAUUACAAACUACCACGAGCCCUGUUCCACCUACAACGAUGCCUGUCAUUACGACCGUUCAGUCCCCGAGUACCGAAAGUACCCCGAGUACUCCGCCAACUUUGACGAGCGUCGCCAUCGUUCCUACUCCACCUACCACCGCUUCGCAGCCUUCUAUGUCCACCACGUUCACGGAGGCAAGCCCGGAACCGACUACCAUCGUUACACGGAUCGAAUCCGUGACCGAACCCGUCCCGGAGUCAACGACCAUGUCGACAACCUCGUCAACGACCAGUGGAACCACCGUCGUCGUCGUGUCAUCCGUGGAAACGACGGUAACGCCACCAGUCAACGUCACGGAAGCCUCCACGAGUUCGACGAUCCCGACACAGGCGGAUCAGACGUCCAUUGGACCCACGGAUGGACCACCUGCCGACGAGAAUACCGUUUCAACGGACUCGGCGAACAAUCAGUCUAUCUCGAACGAGAUGGGAUCUACCGAUUUGCCAGUCACGACCGUUGCUACAGGUGAAAUCGGGUCGACUGGACAGCUGACCACUGUAUCCUCAGCCACGAUGAUGAAUCGAAGGAAACGUAGCUACAGGAGCCCUAGGGGAUUCUUUUCUAGCUAUCCAGACGAGGGGAUCUGGAUGCAGGACCUGGGUAUCUGGAAGCCUUUUUCCCCGAGCCUGAACGAAGCAUCCGUCAGAGACUCGACGGAGAUAUCGUUCCUAGUGAACGGCUGCGACGUCUCCUCCGUCACGGCAUCCAGAUACUUCGCCGUUCUGCCUUUUGCCUAUUUCCCAUCGUUGCACGCGGUCGCCCUUGAGUUUCCGCUCGACGACCCGAGAUACAACAUCAUCCUGAUGAUGGCGACGGACAGAAGGGACACGUAUCGACUGGCCAGGGAUCUCGGCGGGAAGUCGUUGAGACUGUUGCGGAAGCAGUUACAGUCCACUUGGGUCAGGGCCACCAUUCCCUCCUUCAUGUUGCGCGGGUUCGUCACCUUGACGUCCUUCCUGCAAAGGCUGGGAAUCCUGGACGUGUUCGAGCCGAGAGCCGCCGAUCUUUCGCCGAUGACACCGGACCUCGGCGUGUACGCCAGGGACGCGCAACAGAGCAUCGGGGUGAACAUCAGGAACUACAUGAAACCCGACAGAACCCACUCUCGUAAUGGAUUAUUCGAGAGGGCUGGGCCAGUGCCAUUUACGGUUGUCCAACCGUUCCUCUACUUCAUCGUCGACGCCGAGACCUCGGUGGCUCUGAUCGCUGGCCGGGUCAAUGACCCGCUCAAUUCGCGAAUUUUGUAA